Sinocyclocheilus grahami is the source of this 4233-nucleotide messenger RNA. RefSeq names its product receptor-type tyrosine-protein phosphatase eta-like. The coding region runs from base 97 to 4206 and encodes 1369 amino acids. The transcript has 23 exons. Lineage: Eukaryota; Metazoa; Chordata; Actinopteri; Cypriniformes; Cyprinidae. The record is from RefSeq and is a predicted model, not a curated record. Gene Ontology annotation, biological process: peptidyl-tyrosine dephosphorylation involved in inactivation of protein kinase activity. Gene Ontology annotation, cellular component: signaling receptor complex. Gene Ontology annotation, molecular function: protein binding; protein tyrosine phosphatase activity.
UAUUUUUAGAUUAACAUUUAUGACUUGACCUUCUCUCCCCUCACAGAGCCAGAUGUAAUCAGGAAUUUUACAGUGUCUAAAAUCACAACAUCAUCCAUGUUUCUGACAUGGGCUGAACCAUUUGGAAAUAGAUCUUUCUUUAAACUUAACUGGACUGACGAGAAUUUGGACUUGAACAGAAAUGCAAUAGAAACUAAUAACACUUCCUAUCACAUCACUGGUCUGACUGCUGGAGUCAGUUACACAUUCUGCAUCACUGCUGUGGCAGCAGAUCAAUCAACAGAAGGAGAAACUGUCUGCAUCUCAAACUAUACCAAGCCAAAUGUGAUCAAGAAUCUUGUGUCUAAAAUCACAACAUCAUCUGUGUUUCUGACAUGGGAUGAACCAGUUGGAAAUAGAUCUUUCUUUAAACUUCAAUGGGCGGAUGAUAAAACAGAUGCAACUACUAAUACUUCCUAUCACAUCAGUGGUCUGACUGCUGGAGUCAAUUACACAUUCUGCAUCACUGCUGUGGCAGCAGAUCAAUCAACAGAAGGAGAAACUGUCUGCAUUUCACAAUUUACCAAACCAGAUGUGAUCAGGAAUCUCAGAGUGAACAAUAUCACAACAUCAUCUGUGUUUCUGAGUUGGGAUGAACCAGUUGGAAAUAGAUCUUUCUUUAUAGUUCAAUGGGCUGAUGAUAAAACAGAUGCAACUACUAAUACUUCCUAUCACAUCACUGGUCUGACUGCUGGAGUCAAUUACACAUUCUGCAUCACUGCUGUGACAGCAGAUCAAUCAACAGAAGGAGAAACUGUCUGUAUCUCACAAUUCACUAAGCCAGAUGUGAUCAGGAAUCUCAGAGUGACCAAUUUCACAACAUCAUCUGUGUUUCUGACAUGGGAUAAACCAGUUGGAAAUAGAUCUUUCUUUAAAGUUCACCGGACUGAUGAUAAAACAAAUAAAACUACUACUAACACUUCCUAUCACAUCAGUGGUCUGACUGCUGGAGUCAAUUACACAUUCUGCAUCACUGCUGUGGCAGCAGAUCAAUCAACAGAAGGAGAAACUGUCUGCAUCUCACAAUUCACAAAACCAGAUGUGAUCAGGAAUCUCAGCGUGAACAAUAUCACAACAUCAUCUGUGUUUCUGACAUGGGAUAAACCAGUUGGAAAUAGAUCUUUCUUUAAACUUCACCGAACUGAUGAUAAAACAAAUAAAACUACUACUAACACUUCCUAUCACAUCACUGGUCUGACUGCUGGAGUCAGUUACACAUUCUGCAUCACUGCUGUGGCAGCAGAUCAAUCAACAGAAGGAGAAACUGUCUGCAUCUCAAACUAUACCAAACCAGAUGUGAUCAGGAACCUCAGAGUGAACAAUAUCACAACAUCAUCUGUGUUUCUGAGAUGGGAUGAACCAGUUGGAAAUAGAUCUUUCUUUAAACUUCACCGAACUGAUGAUAAAACAAAUAAAACUACUACUCACACUUCCUAUCACAUCACUGGUCUGACUGCUGGAGUCAGUUACACAUUCUGCAUCACUGCUGUGGCAGCAGAUCAAUCAACAGAAGGAGAAACUGUCUGCAUCUCAAACUAUACCAAACCAGAUGUGAUCAGGAACCUCAGCGUGAACAAUAUCACAACAUCAUCUGUGUUUCUGAGAUGGGAGGAACCAUUCGGAUAUAGAUCUUUCUUUAAACUUCACCGGACUGAUGAUAAAACAAAUAAAACUACUACUAACACUUCCUAUCACAUCAGUGGUCUGACUGCUGGAGUCAGUUACACAUUCUGCAUCACUGCUGUGGCAGCAGAUCAAUCAACAGAAGGAGAAACUGUCUGCAUCUCACAAUUCACAAAGCCAAAUAUGAUCAUAAAUCUAACAGUGUCUGAAAUCACACCAUCAUCUGUGUUUCUGACAUGGGAAGAACCAGUUGGAAAUAGAUCUUUCUUUAAAAUUCAGUGGACGGGUGAUAAAACAAACGGAAGUUCAACAACUAGUAACACUUCUUAUCACAUCACUGAUCUGACUGCUGGAGUCAGUUACACAUUUAUCAUCACAGCUGUUGCAGCAGAUCAGUCAACAGAAGGAGAAUCAGUGGUUACCUCAAAAUAUACUAAGCCUGACGUUAUAAUGAACCUCACAGCUGAUGAUAUUACAACAUCCUCUGUCUUCUUAAACUGGACUAAACCGAAUGGUCAAAGCUCCCGUUAUCGUGUAGAAUAUGAAGAUAAGAAUGUGAUCACUGAAAACACCUCCAUCAAUAUAAAUGAUCUGAUUCCUGGAGCACAGUACACAUUCAGAGUGUUUGCAGUUGCAGCUGAUCAUUUGACCGAGGGAAGAGCCAAUCAGAUUUCACUGUAUACCAAGCCAGGUGUGAUCAGGAUUCUCAAAAUUACCGAAAUCACAACAUCAUCUGUGUUUCUAAAAUGGAAUGAAACAGUUGGAAGUAGAUCUUUCUUUAACCUUAAUUGGAGUGAUGGUAAAACAUCCAACCAUACAAUAACCAAUAACACAUGGUAUAACAUCACUGGUCUGACUGCUGGAGUCAAUUACACAUUUAUCAUCACAGCUGUGGCAGCCGACAAUUCAACAGAAGGAGAAACUGUCUGCAUCUCAAACUAUACCAAGCCAGAUGUGAUCAAGAAACUCAGAGUGACUGAUGUCACAAAAUCUUCAGUGUCUCUGACAUGGAAUGAACCAGCUGGAAAUAGAGAUUUUUUUAGAAUUCAAUGGAGUGAGAAAAGGAAGUAUGUAACAACUACUAACACUUCCUAUCACAUCACUGGUCUGACUGCUGGAGUCAGUUACACAUUUAUCAUCACAGCUGUGGCAGCCGACAAUUCAACAGAAGGAGAAACUGUCUGCAUCUCAAACUAUACCAAGCCAGAUGUGAUCAAGAAACUCAGAGUGACUGAUGUCACACAAUCUUCAGUGUAUCUGACAUGGAAUGAACCAGCUGGAAAUAGAGAUUUUUUUAGAAUUCAAUGGAGUGAGAAAAGGAAGUAUGUAACAACUACUAACACUUCCUAUCACAUCAGUGGUCUGACUGCUGGAGUCAGUUACACAUUCUGCAUCACUGCUGUGGCAGCAGAUCAAUCAACAGAAGGAAACACUGUCUGCAUUUCACAAUUUACCGAUUCCCCUGAGUCUCAUACUCCACUGAUUGUUGGCGUAGUGUUGGCAGUGAUCUGUUUUCUCUUCAUCAUCACUCUCAUUCUCUUCUUCUAUUCAAGAAGACAAACCAAAAAACAAUGUCCCGACAUCCCUGUACACACCAUUAGCAAUAAAAUUAAUGUUGCUUUGAGAAUAGAGGAUUAUGAAGAGUACUUUAAGCAGAAACAUGCAGAUUCCAACUGUGGUUUUGCUGAAGAGUAUGAGGAGUUGAAAACAGUUGGAACGGCACAGUCCAAAAACACUGCCCUGGCUAUUGAAAACAAGCCGAAGAACCGUUACAGCAAUGUGCUACCUUAUGAUGCUUCAAGAGUGAAGUUAUCAAUGUGUGGCAGUCCCUUUGAUGACUAUAUCAAUGCCAACUACAUCCCAGGCUAUAAUUCAAGAAAAGAGUUUAUAGCAGCUCAGGGUCCACUGCCCGUCACAGUUAAUGAAUUCUGGAGAAUGGUCUGGGAGAAGAAUGUCUUCACCAUAGUGAUGCUGACCAAAUGCAACGAGAUGGGACGAGUGAAAUGUGAGAAGUACUGGCCAUCAGGGACUAAUCAUUAUCAAAACAUCUCUGUGACAACCACCUCAGAGAUAGAACUGGAGAGUUGGAUCAUAAGAGACUUCAGAAUCAAAAAUGUGAAAACAGCAGAAACUCGCUACGUACGUCAGUUCCACUUCACGGCGUGGCCGGAUCAUGGAGUUCCACAGACCACUGAAGUCCUCAUUGACUUCAGACACCUGGUCAGAGAACACAUGGACCAGUACUCGCGCCACUCUCCAACUGUGGUGCAUUGCAGUGCCGGUGUGGGAAGAACAGGGACCUUCACUGCCAUUGACCACCUGAUCUUCCAGAUUGAAAGAGACAGCAUGGUGGACAUCUACGGAAUUGUUAAUGAUAUGCGCAUGCACAGGCCUCUCAUGGUGCAGACUGAGGAGCAGUAUGUUUACCUCCACCAGUGUGCGUAUGACAUAAUUCGAUCAAGAACUGGAACCAACGUGGACUUAAUUUACCAGAACGCAGCAGCUUUCAAUAUCUAUCAGAAUGUAAAUUAUCAAAAAUCGUAAAUGUCCAUGGCCUCAAGAUGGCCAUUG